ACAAUAGAAAAAUAGAAGAAUAUCAUUUUUUUCAUUCAUUUUUGGAGUGAAAAAGUGAUACCUUUCUAUAUUCUCCUCUAUAAUAGAUAUAAUAGAGUAAAUCUAUUUAAAAUCAAUUAUUGGAGCGAAACUUACUUUAUAAUAGAGUUACACUAUUUUAGUAGAAAUUAUAAAAGAAGAAAAAUAAAUUUGGGUUGAACAUACCCUUAAUUGGCAUCUUAGUUGGGUCACAAAAUUUACGAUGCACUAGUUAUAGAGUAGAAACCGUUAUAUAUCUGGGCAUCUUGAUACUUUUACAAUGUGUUUUGUUAGCAGCAAUUACAUUUUUUUAACUAUAAUGAAUACAUGAGCAAUAUGUAAUACUUUCAUAAACAUGUUCCAAAUCAAUAAACUAAUAACAACAAACUUUAAUCAUUACUCUCAAUUUUUUUGAACAACCCAAUACUUUUGUUGAUUUUGUAAAAUGAUGAUUCCAAUAACUUAAAUUGUUAUAAACUUUUAACUACUUAUUGCAAGUUCAUAAACUAAUAACAAAAGAUUUUAACAUAAUUUUGAAGUGUCUUUUAAUUGAAGAACACUAGAAUCAUUAUAAAAUCUAAAUCUAUAUAACCCUUUAUAAAUACACAAUAACAGUUUUGAAAUUAUUAAAUGCCUGCAACUUGUAUUAUUGUAAGUUUUUUGCUGCAACGACUUAUUGUAGUGUAAAACGUACAUGUGUUAAUUCGAUGUUGUUACGUUUUGACUCUCAAACUGUAACCCUCAGACUCAAUUUAGGUUACUCAUUCGUAUUUUACUCUAUAAAUUGUUUGCUUCUUUAGAUACCUUAAAACAUUCCAGUUAAGAAACUAUAUCCUCCACAAAAAAACAUAAAAACAGUAGACACCAUAGAAGGUAGGAUCCAAGCUCUAGUAUCAAUGAUUCUGAUGGUGACACUAUGUGCCACUAUACUAUUGCAGCCGGGCUUGGCCGACGUGCAAGUAACACCUCAAUUUACUUCCUUUCCUGGCUCCCCUAUAGAUCUCACAAAAUGUUGGUCAUCUCUCUUCAGUGUUGAAGAUUGUGUAAUUGACAUCUACAAGUUUUCUGUAACUGGUAAGUUUGGUAUUAACCAGGCGUGUUGCAAGGCGUUUAUGGAUAUGGAUGAUAAGUGUUGGCGAAAAAUGAUUCCGUUCAAUCCAUUCUUUCGUCCUCUUCUCAAGAAUAGUUGCUCUCGUAUCAACGGAGUUGUUCUCACACACACCACACCUCAUCAAGUCCCUACCAUUCCUUGGGUUUCUCAUCCCGGUUCUCCAGUCGAUCUCACAAAAUGUUGGUCAUCACUUACCAGUGUUCAAGGUUGUGUAACUGAAAUCUACAAAUCAGUGUUCACGGGAAAGUUUGAUAAUGUUGGACCAAUGUGUUGUAAGGCAGCUUCGGCUGUGGAUGCGAAAUGCUGGCCACAUAUGUUUCCACUAAAUACAUUCUUCCCUCGUCUUCUCAAAGAAAGUUGUUCUCGCAUCAUCAAUGAAGCAGAACCUACGGACAAAUGAAGUCAGUAACAGAAGAAAUCAUGGGAAAUGCUUUGGGUUAAGUUACUUACAGCUUGUACUUCAUACUUUCAAUAGUUUAUGUAUUCCAAUGAAAUUAUUUAUUUUAAAAGAACUAAUUCAAAAACUAUAUUGUCAAAAACUCAAACCAUAGAUCAUCACAUUCUGAUCUAGCAGUCUUAGAUCUUCCUUCCACCAAGACUAAGGCUAACUCGAGCUGUAUGCUUAUAGAACCUAUCAUGUUCAAGUAAAAUCGUGCCAAUAGCCAUAUAAACGAUGUGGGAUACUUCAUACCAAUAACAAAUGUUAGAAGUAUUUUUUUUUGGGAAAUUUUAUGUUUACCACUUUCAUGGUACCACUUUUCAUCUUUACUACCACUAA
Molecule: messenger RNA, 1907 nt
Organism: Brassica napus (rape)
Lineage: Eukaryota; Viridiplantae; Streptophyta; Magnoliopsida; Brassicales; Brassicaceae
Exons: 1
Coding region: 915-1529 (204 amino acids)
Biological process (GO): regulation of protein localization to cell surface; double fertilization forming a zygote and endosperm; regulation of double fertilization forming a zygote and endosperm
Cellular component (GO): extracellular region; vesicle
Source: RefSeq, a predicted model, not a curated record